CCAAGCCUGAAUGCUGGCCGCCCACGCUCCGGCCAGCCUCUGCUGUGGGGUUUCCUCCCCGGCCGCUGCCCUGUCCCCGGAUUGUCGGCGGCUUGAUGUCGUCUUUGUGAGGCGCCCUCCGUGGCCAAUUUUUUUUCUGGCGAUCGUGUGGUGGGCCCAAUUAGCCAGCAACGGACUCGACUCGUCUUCCGUGCCCCACGGCGGUUCAUCGUGAAGGGCCGUAUACAAAUAUCUCGUCAUCCCCUGCUCAUGCGCGUGGUCUCUUCCUGGCCUUCCCUCCGUCCAUAUUUGCCCCGACGACGAUAUUCCAUGCCGUUUCUCACGCAUCACUCCUAGCAAGACAUUCUUCAAGAUGUCCGACGACUCAAUCUCCGUUGCGGAGAAUCACGACGCCCCAAAUGCGCAAAAGCGAAAAGCUGCUCAAGCUGGGCUGGACGGGGUUACCCAGCCUCGCGCCGUGAAGCGACGAGCUUCCAAGGCUUGCCAGUGCUGUCGCGCCCGCAAAGUGAGAUGCAAUGUCACUGAGCAUGGCGCGCCGUGCACAAACUGCAGGUUGGAUGAAGUCGAGUGUAUUGUUUCUGAAAGCCGCAGGAAAAAGAAGUUCAACAAAGAGGGAGAAACUCAGCAGGAGCCUGAUGCGGCCUCAAAAGGAAAUAAUCGCAAAUUGGCUUCACGCGGGUCACUCGAGGGGCUCGCCAGCCAGAAUGACAUCCGUAGAUCACAUGACUUUUCCUCGCUGGGAGACCAUGUGCCUCAUGCCAUCUACCGGAGUACGGGUCAGAAGUUGAAUAUGCAGAACCUGAACCGACGGACGUCCUUUGGAAGCAUGUCGGCGACUUCACCAUACCCCAUGAUGCAUCACAGUCCAAUGUCCAUUGAUUCCAUGCAUGGGUUGUUUGGCCCAAGGACUACCGCUGCGGACAACUUGCCGUUCUUUAUCAAGCCACUGCCGCCACGAAUUGGCGCAGAUGAAAUCGAGUACCUUGACAAGAAGGGUGCCCUAUCCGUUCCAAGCCAAGGCCUACGCAACGAGCUUCUCAAGGCCUACAUUGAGUUUGUGCAUCCGUACAUGCCGCUUCUUGAUCUCUAUGAUUUUGUUAUGAUCAUAGAGAGUGGAAAUGCCAGUCUUGGGCAGAUCAGCUUGAUUUUGUAUCAAGCUGUGAUGUUUGCAGGCUCAGCCUUCGUGGACAUGUCGCAUCUUCACAACGCUGGCUACGUCUCAAGGAAAGAGGCCCGUAAAGAUUUUUUCCAGAAAACAAGGCUUUUGUAUGACUUUGACUAUGAGUCCGAUCGCGUAUCGCUUGUCCAGGCUCUCCUCCUGUUGACAUAUUAUUACGAAACACCAGACGAUCAGAAGGAUACAUGGCACUGGAUGGGUGUCGCCACUUCAGUGGCGCACACUAUUGGCUUGCACCGUAACGCAGAACGUUCGAAUAUGUCGCCGAAGAAAACAAAAUUGUGGAAGCGAAUCUGGUGGUCCACGUACAUGCGAGAUAGGCUCAUUGCCCUGGGCAUGAGACGACCGACCAGGAUAAAGACGGAGGAUUACGACGUUCCCAUGCUCACCCUAGAGGAUUUCGACAUUCGAGCUAUCCCGGAGUCCGUGACAUGCGUGCCAGCGGACUGCCUCGUUGCCAGAGAUGUUAGCAAACAGCGUACUCUAGCUAUCAUGUGCAUCCAGAAGGCCAAGCUGUGCCUUUGCAUCAGCCACGUCUUGUCGAAGCAGUACUGUGUCCUCAACAACAAUCAGGGGAUGGUCAACGAUCGGACAACAAUGAUGCUUCUGCCCAAAAAACUCGACCCAGAGACGUGUGAAGUCCAAGUUUGUGACGAUGAGCUUGAAGAAUGGGUGCAGAACUUGCCUGAGGAAGCCAAGUACCGUGACGCGUUGACCGGUGAUAAUUCCAUCGAUCUCAACCGAUCUUUGUUGCACAUGGUGUUCUUCACUACCCUUUCCGCAUUACACAGGCCUCAAGUACUACCGUCUGCCCCAGCGGCUGCUCCUACAACGCCAUCCGCGAUCGAAUUGCUCGAGCGCUCCCGCAGAAACGUUCGACGAGCGGCCACGGAGAUUACUUCCCUCGCCCAGACCCUUGACCAGGCCGAUCUAGUGAAGUAUCUGCCCACGACUGGUGUGACGGUCCUUCUCCCUGCUAUCAUUAUUCACCUGCUCGACAUCAAGUCACCAGAGGAGACAACGCGUCGAGCAUCCCUGCGCGGCUUUUGCCAGUGCAUGCAAGUCAUGGGCAAACUUCGGGACCUUUAUGCUGCAGCAGACUACAGCACAGCUUUCCUCGAAGCCGCUAUUCGCAAGGCUGGUAUUCACAUAGCGCCGUUCCCAGUAGGAAAUGGUGUUGGAAACGCAAACCAAGAUCGCCAGGCCGCAAGCAAGUCGUCACCGGUCUCAUCGGUGGAGGAUCUUGUAGAUGCUGGACGUCGCAUGGACAUGGCUUCGAUGCCACCGCCGGCGCGUGCACUUACGCCUCCACCUGACAACUCCAAGGAGAAACCUGCCCCGCUCGCUCGGGAUAACACCAUUGCGGAUGAAGAAGUCGCUCGCCGAUUGGAAAUCUUCCUCGCGAGCACGCCGCCUGAGUCCGACCACUCCUCCUCGCACUCGCACAUGGACGAUGCUGCUUCCGUGAUUGAAAACAUGGACAACAACAUGGGAACGACGACGGCUGCACUUAUGAAUAACACAGAGGAUUUCUCGUUCAAUUCUACAACCAUGAUUCCAGAUUUCAACCAAGACGAUUUUGACACGCUCUUGAAUUUUGACGCCAUGGCCGCUGGAGAGGACACAAAUUGGAACUUUGACGAUGGUUUCAAGAUGGAUAUGAAUUGGUUGAACACGAAGAAUGACGCCGGCGACAUGGAGCGGAAGAACGACGACGCCAAGAUUCCGGCGAUUGCCAUUGCUGCGUAAACGGUUACCGUCGGCGUUGGUGGGCGGGGGCUAUGAUACAUGUCACGAUUAAUUUAACGGCUGGAAACUGGUAUUUUUCUCACACGGCGCUACGAGGGAACAUACAAAAGUGACAGUUAUGUUGGAUCUUUAUUUGGAUUGGGGCUGUGGCGUCAAAGAGUAUAGAAAUGGGAACGAACGCUCGCGAGAUACACCAACGUUCAGUCAAGAGCAGAAUAAUAUUAGUUUUCCAUGAUGCCCGAAUUUUCAAAUGAAACGUGCUGAGACUACAUUCUAUGACAUUGAUUGGGUAUCGUCGUUGAAGACAACGAGAAUAUGAGCUGAACCGCAGCCACCGUAGUUGAUGCAUGAGCCGCAAAGUAGUGUAGUGCAAAAAGAAAAAAACAAAAGCCA
Messenger RNA from Verruconis gallopava, 3319 nucleotides. RefSeq lists its product as uncharacterized. The transcript is spliced from 4 exons. Bases 353 to 2926 code for a protein of 857 amino acids. The record is from RefSeq and is a predicted model, not a curated record. Lineage: Eukaryota; Fungi; Ascomycota; Dothideomycetes; Venturiales; Sympoventuriaceae. Gene Ontology annotation, molecular function: zinc ion binding; DNA-binding transcription factor activity, RNA polymerase II-specific; DNA binding. Gene Ontology annotation, biological process: DNA-templated transcription; regulation of DNA-templated transcription.